Dama dama (fallow deer) is the source of this 4283-nucleotide messenger RNA. It is a transcript of the gene MCM8, whose product is annotated as minichromosome maintenance 8 homologous recombination repair factor. Lineage: Eukaryota; Metazoa; Chordata; Mammalia; Artiodactyla; Cervidae. Gene Ontology annotation, molecular function: single-stranded DNA helicase activity; single-stranded DNA binding; ATP binding. The transcript is spliced from 20 exons. The coding region runs from base 707 to 3205 and encodes 832 amino acids. The record is from RefSeq and is a predicted model, not a curated record. Gene Ontology annotation, biological process: double-strand break repair via homologous recombination. Gene Ontology annotation, cellular component: MCM complex; nucleus.
GAACGAGGAAAACUAGAGUUUGGUUUGCAUCCCUGUUGUGGCUGCCUGCGCUAGACGUUUUCCGGCUAACCUACGCGGCCUAGGUGGAGAAGUUGAGGUCCUCGAGCCGCUUCGACAGACAAGCCGCAGUCCUGCGCCGGAACGUCAGGAGACCUAAGGGUGAAAAGUCUCCGAGGCUUGGGUAGAAUCACCUGAGGAGCUCGGACUGCGGGGUCUCCUCUCGCCUCGUCUUGCCUUCCCCAUAGGGAAAGGGAGAGUCAGCCGAGCUGUGAACUGAGAGUGUUUUGGGGCCUCUGUCUUUUGCAAUGGAUGGUUGUGAGAGUUGGACCAUAAAGAAGGCUUAGCAGUCGAAGAAUUGAUGCUUUUGAACUGUGCUGAUGGAGAAGACUCUUGAGAGUCCCUUGAACAGCAGAGAGAUCAAAUCAGUUAAUCCUAAAGGAAAUCAGUCCUGAAUAUUCAUUGGAAGGACUGAUGCUAAAGCUGAAGCUCUAAUACUUUGGCUACCUGAUGCGAAAAACUGAAUCACGGAAAAAGACCCUGAUGCUGGGAAAGAUUGAGAUGGCUGGAUGGCAUCACCAACUCAAUGAACAUGAAUUUGAGCAAGCUCCGGGAGAUGGUGAAGGACGGAGAAGCCUGGUGUGCUACAGUUCAUGGGGUCACAAAGAGUUGGACAUGACUGAGUGACUGAACAACAAAUGACCAAAACAUGAAUGGAAAGUACAGAGGCAGAGGAUUUGGACAAGGAAGAUUUCAAAGCUGGAAACGUGGAAGAGGUGGUGGGGGCUUCUCAGGAAAAUGGAGAGAAAGAGAACACAGACCUGACCUAAAUAAAGCCACAGGAAAACAUCCUGAACAAACCCCACGGUCUUUGCUACUGCAGUCAACAUUGGAUCAGUUCAUACCAUAUAAAGGCUGGAAGCUUUAUUUCUCUGAAGUUUACAGUGACAGCAUUCCUUUUAUUAAGAAGAUUGAAGCAUUUGAAAAUUUUUUCACAGAGCGUAUUGAGUUAUAUGAUAAGGAUGAAAUAGAAAGAAAGGGAAGUAUUUUGGUGGAUUUUAAAGAACUGACAAAUGAUGCUGAAAUAACUAAACUGAUACCAAAUAUAGCAGAUGAAUUAAGGGACACACCUGAGAAAACCCUGGCUUGCAUGGGUCUGGCAAUACAUCAGGUAUUAACUAAGGACCUCGAAAGGCAUGCAGCUGAGUUACAAGCCCAAGAAGGAUUGUCUCGAAAUGGGGAAACAGUGGUUAAUGUACCACACAUUCAUGCAAGGGUAUAUAAUUAUGAGCCGCUGACACAGUUGAAGAAUGUCCGAGCAAAUUACUAUGGAAAAUACAUUGCUCUGAGAGGAACAGUGGUUCGAGUCAGUAAUAUAAAGCCUCUUUGUACCAAGAUGGCUUUUCUUUGUGCUGCAUGUGGAGAAAUUCAGAGUUUUUCUCUUCCAGAUGGAAAAUAUAAUCUUCCCACAAAGUGUCCUGUACCAGCAUGUCGAGGGAAGUCAUUUACGGCUCUUCGUAGCUCUCCUCUCACAGUUACAAUGGACUGGCAGUCAAUCAAAAUACAGGAGUUGAUGUCUGAUGAUCAGCGAGAAGCAGGUCGGAUUCCACGAACAAUAGAAUGUGAGCUUGUUCAUGAUCUCGUGGAUAGUUGUGUCCCGGGAGACACAGUGACUAUCACCGGAGUUGUCAAAGUCUCCAAUGCUGAGGAAGGUUCUCGAAAUAAGAAUGACAAAUGCAUGUUCCUUUUGUACAUUGAAGCAAAUUCUGUUAGUAAUAACAAAGGACAGAAAACAAAGGCUUCCGAGGAUGGAUGUAAGCAUGGAGCGUUGAUGGAGUUCUCACUUAAAGACCUUUAUGCCAUUCAGGAGAUUCAGUCUGAAGAAAACCUGUUUAAACUCAUUGUCAACUCGCUUUGCCCUGUCAUUUUUGGUCAUGAACUUGUUAAAGCAGGUUUGAUAUUAGCGCUCUUUGGAGGAAGCCAGAAAUAUGCAGAUGACAAAAAUAGAAUUCCGAUUCGAGGAGACCCCCAUGUCCUUGUUGUUGGAGACCCAGGCUUGGGAAAAAGUCAGAUGCUACAGGCAGUAUGCAGUGUUGCUCCACGUGGCGUGUAUGUUUGUGGUAAUACCACAACCACCUCUGGUUUGACUGUAACUCUUUCAAAAGAUAGUUCUUCUGGAGAUUUUGCUUUGGAAGCUGGUGCCCUAGUACUUGGUGAUCAAGGUAUCUGUGGAAUAGAUGAAUUUGAUAAAAUGGGGAAUCAACAUCAAGCCUUGUUAGAAGCCAUGGAACAGCAGAGUAUUAGUCUUGCUAAGGCUGGCAUGGUUUGUAGCCUCCCUGCAAGAACUUCCAUCAUUGCUGCUGCAAAUCCAGUUGGAGGACACUACAAUAAAGCCAAAACAGUUUCUGAGAAUUUAAAAAUGGGGAGUGCCCUACUAUCCAGAUUUGAUCUGGUCUUUAUCCUGUUAGACACUCCAAAUGAAGAUCAUGAUCAUUUACUCUCUGAACAUGUGAUUGCAAUAAGGGCUGGAAAGCAGAGAGCUGUUAACAGUGCCACAGUAGCUCGUAUGAAUAGUCAGGAUUCAAAUACUUCUAUACUUGAAGUGGUUUCUGAUAAGCCACUAUCAGAAAGACUAAAGGUGGUUCCUGGAGAAACAAUAGAUCCAAUUCCCCACCAGUUAUUGAGAAAGUACAUUGGCUACUCUCGGCAGUAUGUCUAUCCAAGGCUAUCCACAGAAGCUGCUCAAAUUCUUCAGGAUUUUUACCUUGAGCUCCGGAAACAGAGCCAGCGGUUAAAUAGCUCACCAAUCACUACUAGGCAGCUGGAAUCUUUGAUUCGUCUAACAGAGGCACGAGCAAGGUUGGAAUUGAGAGAGGAAGCAACUAAACAAGAUGCUGAGGACAUAGUUGAAAUCAUGAAAUACAGCAUGUUAGGAACUUACUCUGAUGAAUUUGGGAACCUAGAUUUUGAACGAUCCCAGCAUGGUUCUGGAAUGAGCAACAGAUCAGCAGCAAAAAGAUUUAUUUCUGCUCUCAACAAUACUGCUGAAAGAACUUACAAUAAUUUAUUUCAGUUUCAUCAACUUCAGCAGAUUGCCAAAGAGUUAAAUAUUCAGGUUGCUGAUUUUGAAAAUUUUAUUGGAUCACUAAAUGACCAAGGUUAUCUCUUGAAAAAAGGCCCAAAGGUUUACCAACUUCAAACUAUAUAAAAGGACUACCAAGCCAGGAUCUCCUGGGUUUGUUAUGAAGAAUAUGCAAAAAAAAAAAAAAAAAACCUGUUCUCUGAAAAUGGCACCCCAAAUGUAAUAGGAAAAGAGAGUUGAACUAAUUUAAGAAGUGAUAAAAUCAUGUGCUAAUUUUUUACUUCUCCAGAAGACUAAAAAUAUUUUACAUUUUAUCUAAAUGAUGUAAUUAGAAGUUAUUUAUAGUUUUGUUUUUGACCUUUCUUUUAUUCUUAUAAAUAUUUCAUGGUUGUGCAUGUCAAAUGUCCAUCUGGGUAAACAGUCACAAGGUUACAUUUAAAUGUUUAAAUAGUUCUGACACACAAAAUUGAGCAUCUUUUAGAAAUAAAUUGAAACCAACUUUCAAUUCCCCCAAAUUUUGGAAAUAUUAUAUAUUGACUUUUUAAAAUUUAAAUUUUUUUCUUUAUCCUUUUUUAUUAGCUGUGCCGUGCAGCUCACAGGACCUUUGUUCGCUGACCAGGGAUUGAACCUGGACCCUUGGCAGUGAAAGCAUGGAGUCCUGACUAUUUGGGCUGCCAGGGAAUUCCCUUACUUUAUUUACUGACUUUGAUUUAUAACAUGAUAUAAGCUUCAUGUGUAACUAGACUUCCGUAUAUACUAUUUCCUGCUCACCUAAAGCCUAGUGUCCAUCCAUAUAUUGACAUAUUAAGCUUAACAUCGUAGCUAAUGAAAAAAAUUUAAAUAGCUGUGCAAGACUGUAGCAGCCUCUGUUCCACUCUUCCACAUGCCCUAAUUUUCUGUUCAGUUUCAAUUGUUCUCCCAUUUACCUCCGUUUUUCUAAAGGACAUGCUACUAAUGCUAAUUAUUUUUUUUCUUAAAGUAUACUUGAUUUAUAAUACUGUGUUUCAGGUGUACACCAAAGUGAUUUGGUUAUGCAUAUAUAUGUGUAUAUUAUAUUCUUUUUUCUAUUCUUUUCCAUUAUAGUGUAUUAUAACAUACUGAAUAUAGUUCCCUAUGCUAUACAGUAAAUUCUUGUUAUCUAUCAAUAGUAAUGCUCAUUCUUGAGUUUUCAGUUUCAAAAAUUAUACUGACUUUUUACCUACCU